This is a messenger RNA of Acaulospora colombiana, 486 nucleotides long. The record is from the annotation of a GenBank genome assembly. Lineage: Eukaryota; Fungi; Glomeromycota; Glomeromycetes; Diversisporales; Acaulosporaceae.
AUGGAAGCCAGGGUUGCGAUGGUUAAUGAGGACACAGGGGGAGAAGUGAUUAAAGGCGCGCUGAUGUGUGAUGUUGGUCCCGCCUCCUCACCGUCCUUCACCACUCGUCGUGGCUUCAUCGUACAAUUAGGACAUUUCAGCCCCGACAGACGCAGAUAUUCCGGCCUUCAAAUCAAGCAAGGAAGCAAGAUGCUGGCCAUCCAUAACGAUACCUUGGACUCCUGGUGGUUCCGGCUUAGCCAUUUCAUGCAAAGUCAUAACGGGCUUGAUAUUGACGAUGAUUUAUUGUUUCCAAGAUUGGACGCGAUUCGAUUUCAGCCGUGUUCGGGAUUUGUGAUGAAAUGGGCGAGCAAUGGUGGAACGAUUGAAAGCAGAUUGUCCGACAAGAAACAAUGGGGCCAAAGGCUUCGUAACCUGCUCCCUACCAUUUUGACCUUCCAGAGACCAGAGCAACUAUCCAUUCUGUUAUUCGAGGCAUUUUGGUGA